Messenger RNA from Mastomys coucha (southern multimammate mouse), 5854 nucleotides. RefSeq names its product translation initiation factor IF-2-like. Bases 1 to 1023 code for a protein of 340 amino acids. The record is from RefSeq and is a predicted model, not a curated record. Lineage: Eukaryota; Metazoa; Chordata; Mammalia; Rodentia; Muridae. The transcript has 5 exons.
AUGAACUCGUACAUUGAGGUGGAGCCCGCGCCCGCCGAGCCCUCGCGGACUCCAGAUCCGGGUUUUGCCGGCCGCCCCUUUCCCGGCCUGGAGCCCCCCUCCCCGGUCCUGGGAGCUCUCUCGCCCGUCACCCCGCCGGUGGCUCACUCCGGCCUCGGCUGCGUUGGCCGCUGCGUGCACGCUGCCUGUCUGCGGGCGCGAUCAUCCCCCCCCACCUCCGCCCGCUCGGCCCGCAGCGCUCGCUCCAGAUCCCAGGAGCGGGGAUGCAGAUGGCACAGCCGGGCCAGGAGGGCGACGCCGCCACCGCUGCCGCCGCCGCCGCCGCUGGCAUCUCGCGGACUACGACCGAAGCCGGCGACCGAGGAGCUUGCCGGGGGACGGCGUCGCCUCGCGGAGCCCGGGCCGGGCGAUGAAGCUCCCGCAUGCCCGAAGCUACCCGGCACUGCCGGCGAGCUGAUCGGCGACCACCGGAGCUCGGGGCUCGCCCCCCGCGGCAGGCACGCAGCCCUCGGCGGCCCGGCGCCCGCUCUGCCCGCGCGUCCACGCCGUGCACCCGGCAAGGAGUUUGCGCGGCUCGCGCCUGGGCUCUCGGAGCGGGUUGCGGGCGGCAGAGCGGACCCUCGACUGCCGGAGCACCUCGGGGGCAGCAGGAGGAGGACGGCGAGGAGGACUGGGCGGAGAAGCCACUACUGGCCCUCGCCGCUGCCCCUACCUAUCCCCUCCCUCCCGCUCGGAGGCGGAAAGGGGAGGACGAGGAAGAAGAAGAAAAAGAAAGAGAAGGGGGGUGGGGUGGGAGAACUGGAUAUAAAGAUCGGCUGCGGGGGGGGAUGGUGGAAGAUUUUUGGUCUCCUCAGCAGCGGCUUUUCUUGCGGCGGCGGCGGCGGCGGCGGCUGCAGGAGGAGGGAAAGCAGCUCUGGCUAUGACUGCCGCAUGUUAAUAGCUCCCGCUUGGGUCCACCGGCUGCAGCGAGAGACACAGCCUGACUCCGAAGUUGUGCAACUGUGCCCUGAGAGAGACAUUUGAACCCUCCUUCUCUUUGCUCCGCUUUUGCCCCCUGGGGCGUGUGAAGCGUGGAAACGUAAAGGAAGACCAGCAUUGGCUUUCCCGUCUUCCCCUUUCUCCAUGGCUGUGUAGAAGAAGAAAGGAAAAGAGACACUUUUUGUUGUUUCUUUGACUGGGGUCUCCACCCUCCUGUCGUCUCUGCGUUUUGAUUAUCACUCGUUGCUUGGUGUGACUGGGGUAUCUACAGUGGGACAGGUCCAUCUUUUUUUUUCUGUUUUGUUUUUCUUUCUUCUUUUUUUUUUAUUUCUUCUUCUUCCUCUUCUUCUUCUUCUUCUUUUUUUUUUUUUUUUUUUUUUUUUUUUUUGCCCCGGGGCUCAAUGGAUGGAUUGUGGAAAACUGCACCGGGUUGCAGGUUGUUAAGCAACUGAUGGGACCAUCUCAGGGACCGGCGGUUACGAAAGAUGCUGAUUUGAAGAACUGCCCUGAAAACUGAAAUAAUUAAUUCAGAAAAUCAGAAGACAAAACUAUGGAUUUUUAGCAAUCACAGAACUAACUAAGGUAAUUAAUAGAUAAUUAUGUAUGCUAAAAAUUUAAAAAUGUAUUUACAAUAUGUGAAUCCAACUUAGUAUAGGUUUUAUGAGACCUAAUCACAUUGAAAAUGCAGCAUGUUUAAUUUUUUUUGUUUAAUUUUUUAAUAUAUUUUGAAAUGGUAUUUUCACUUCUAUAUUUUUGGAAAAUAAGUUCUCAUAUUUUCUCAACAAUAAAUAACGUAGGUGAUCAUAUUUGCUCUUGUGAAAAAAUAUAUACUAAUUACAUAAAAAGAGCUUGGGUAAAGGAGGAGCUUAGCCACUGCUGCUCUGCAAAGGCAUGAAUGGCUAUGAUACUCUCAACUCUAUGAAAUCCAUAGGCCAAGAUUUUCGUUUCCAUUGGUACAUAGACACCAAGGCAAUGCACUGAUACCAUUCUUGUAUAAUUCAAUUCAUUUUCUCUCAAUUUUAUAUCCAAAACUGAUAUAAAUAUACUCAUUUUAUACCAUAAAGGUUUUAAUAUAUAAAGCAGACAUUUUUUAAACUGACCUAAUUACUACAAAUAUAUUUAUUUUGUUCAACAUGAAAAUUUUCAGAGUAUAAAAUUAGGAUAGUACAUAAUUUCUUAAGGACAUCAUAAAGUUUAAUAUAUGUCUUUUUAUUCAUAAUCCAUGGUAACAACUGGGAUUUCUUUGUCUUUUUUUUUUUCCUUUUCCUUUCCUUUUUCUUUUUGUUGUUGUUGUUGCUGUUUUGAAGAUAAUGUCUAAUUAAGUAGCCUAACUCCAGACCCUUCUUCCUCACACUCCAGAGCUCUGGGAUUUCAGCCCUUUAAAAAAAUACCAGGCUUCUGUUGUCUUCUUAGAGCUAUUCAAAAUAAUUUUGUGAAGUAAAUAUGUUAAAAAAUGAAUUAUUAUAAAUAUGCAGUAAAAUAAUCAAGGCUUCUAGUUUUCAUAUUAUUCUUCAUAUUUUGAUUAAUAUUUAUUGUUUCUGAUUCCUUAAAAUAAUGUUUAUUAUAAAUUAAUUACCCUUAAUAUAUUUUCUAAGACCCUAAAUUUGUCCUUAAGCAAACUCUCAGUCACUUAAGAUUAUGGCAGCAUUGCAAAUGCCUUUGUAGGUGAAAAGUUUUCAGUUGAUAUUAGUGUUUUAAAUGAUCUCUCUUAUUUUCUUUGUCUUUGUUCAUUUUCUUCCAUAUCAUGUGCUUAUACAAACAACAUUAUCCCUCUUUUUUUGAGAUUUGAUAUGAUUAAGUUAUUCAAGAUCUCAUACUUUCAUCUUAAUACCUAAAUACUAUAGGCAUUCAUCUACUAAGUGAAACCAGUUCAGUGAUACAUUGAAGUAAAUUAAUUUGUCAAAAAUCAGACUUGUUCAAUAAUUUCUUUAAAAAAAAAAUCGAAUGGAGUAUUAUAUAGAGACUCAUGUCAGAAGCUGUGCAGGCCUGAGAGUGGUGAUGUAUGCUUACAUCCUACUUUAAGGGUAGGCAGGCAGAUCAUGGAGAUAUUUCCAGGUAACUCUGUGAGACAGUCUCUCAAGAGUUAGAUAAACAUAAAGAGAGUUGUUUCCUUCAGAAACAAACAAGAAACCAAAGAACAAAGUCUGUGUUAUGAGAAAAACAAUCUCCCUUUGGUCAAAUGUGCCCAUAUAGUUCUAACCUGUUCUGUUAGUCUUUAAUUGCCUCAUUGUAUUUUUUAAUAUAUACAUGUAUAAAGUGUACUAAACUUACUUUUGAAGUAUGUAGUCUGCUCUGACAAACCCUGAAAACCAUAAAAAUUCCACCAAAUCAAGUGACACAACACAUUCACCACACAAGAUGCCCAGCUGCUUUUUCUGUAGCCCACCUCUUUGUACCUCUCAGUACUGGGCACCUGUAGACUCUAUUUAAUAUAAGACACCAUCCACCUAUGAGAAAGAGGGAGAAGUGCUCCUGGUUGGGCAACAGUCUUGACACAUGGUCUUUCACGUGUUAUUUACCAUGGCUAUGCUUCUUUUUCGUCUUGUGUAAUAAGAGGUUAAUAAAAAUGUCUACAACACACCAUUAUAUAGAGCUCAUCAUGUCUGAAAUACAGUAUCAAUGCUUGAGACUGAAGAGGAGAGAUACCCUGGAGAGGCCACAAUAAAUGCCUUCUUUGAGAUGCAUUUAACCAUACAACAUCAAAAUGAUAUUUUCAAAAUAAUAAAAGGCGUUUAGUAAUACCAUCAUGACAAAAGUUCAGUUGUUGACUCCAUCCUUCCAGUGCCUAGGUAUAAAUAACGUUGAGUAAUGCUACAAUAAUUUCCCACAUGUGGAAUAUCCAUCAACAGGUUCUACCAGACUCUUUCUAUCACCCCUUUGGCUAAUGCCUUGAGUGCAAUCUCAACCCCUGCUUCAUAGAAAGGAAAGAGUGUGAGAUGUUUUCCUUCAAUCCAUCUUUGCCAACUUUGCCAUACUCACAACUCAGACUCAGCCUCCUGGGCACUGCAGCUGGCUUGGCUUCACCUUGCUCUGAAUCUUCCUCCACCAAGUUCUUCAGCCUUUGUUUCUCUCCUACCUAUUCUUGUCUCCUUACCUAAACUCCUUUUCUCAUGUUGGACUCUUCUACACAGUACUGAUUAAGAUUGAAUAUACCUACCUGGGAGUCCUCUGUGGCCCCGCCUCUGCUCUUUUAAUUCAGAAUAUUUAACAUCCUAUGGGAGCCAGUUGUUUUCCUUGCUUCAUUUUUCUUUAAUGUUUUUAUUAAAUUGUUUAAUUUAUUUACAUUCCAAAUGUUGUCCCCCUUCCAAGUACCCUCUCCCAGAGUUCUUCACCCAGUUCCCCUCCCCUUUGACUCCGAGAGGGUGCUUCUGGACCCAACAACUCACCCACACCACUCACACACACAUACAAUAUCACCUCACUCCACCAGCAUCCUUCUUCACUUGUGUGUCAAGUCUCUACAGGAUUAGGUGCAUUCUCUCCCACUGAGGCCAAACAAUGCAGUCCUCUGCUACAUAUUGGCGGAUAACAUAGACCAGCCCAUACAUGCUCUUUGGUUAGUGGCUUAGUCUCUCUGAGCUCUGAGGGGUCUGGUUUAGGUGAUACUGUUGUUCUUUCUAUACAGUUAACCUUCCUGUAACUCUUCUGUUAGACUUCCCCCGACUUCAGUCCAGUAGCUGGCUCUAAGUAUCUGCAUCUAUGCAGAUCCUUCCUUCUUUAACUUAGCUCCUAUAGGGCCUGAAGAUGUGCCUCAUUUAGUACAGUGCCUACCCUGCCAGGCAAGCAGAAGAACUUGCAUGGCUGCAUACUUGUGACCCAGUGCUGUUGAACUAGAGAUAGAUAGCUCCUGAGGAGUUCCCUUUACAGCAAGCCCAGCCAAUGAGAUGAACUUCAUUAUGCCUGUCACUAAAAUGUGAAUAUGGAGAGAAGUUGAAGAAGAUACCUAAUGUCUAGUAUGUGUCUCUAAUGCUAACACAUACCUGCACAUGCAUGUGUACAUACAUCUACUAAUAAGUAUAUACAUCACACACACACACACACACACACACACACACACACACAAUAAGUUUAUAUGUAAGAAAUGUCCAAUUUAGGACAUGCCUAUUUUUAUAUCUGUAUCUUUUAUAAUCAAACUUCCGUUGGAUCGUGUAUGGUUAAACAGACUUUAAAGAAGGCAUUUAUUAUGGCUUCUACAGUGUAUCUCUCCUUUUGUGUCUGAAGCACUGAUACAUACAUGUAUGUCUGACAUGCCGAGCCCUAUCACUGUCCUCACUCAGGAACUCAUAUAAUAGCUAACUAGAAGUAUUCCAGAUGACAAUGUGAGUAUAAACAAAUAGAUUGUUUGUGUUAUUCUUUCAAGAAUUCAGUUGUUGUCACAUGGAAAUCCAUUUUGAGACUACAGCUAGGAUUGAGAGGUGGUUACACCUUUGAGCAUACUUUCAAAAAGAAGUUAAUGGAUCUUUCUUACUGUAUUUGAAUGAUGAGAGCAGAGCUGAAGUCAGGAAUAGCUAUCAGGUUGGAAACUGACAAUGCUGUUUGUGGUAGAUCAUAGAAUUAACAUUUCUUUAAAUACAAAUACAUAUGUGUGUGGUUAUAAAGAAAUGAUUUAUAUCUAUACUAUAUAUACAAACAUAGUUCAUUUCAUGUAAUUAUAUACUUUUUUAUAUAAUAUAUAUUUUAUAACAAUAUAAUUUAUUCACAUUAGAUCCACUUAUUUUAUAUAUCACAUAUAUAAGUAUAAAGAAGUAAUUUAGUUGUUUAUACUUAUAGAAGUGAUAUAAGUGACUGUUAAUUUUAAUUUUUAGGUGAAAAGGAUUUCUACAUAUAUUUAAGCACUAGACUUAAGGUCAUUUAAUGCCUCUUACGUUCACUUCUU